Molecule: messenger RNA, 1481 nt
Organism: Biomphalaria glabrata
Lineage: Eukaryota; Metazoa; Mollusca; Gastropoda; Planorbidae
Exons: 2
Coding region: 81-1115 (344 amino acids)
Source: RefSeq, a predicted model, not a curated record
CUAUGGUGUGUCUUUAUAAAGACCGACAUGGGGCAUAUUCCUAAACGAGGCUGAGUUGGCAACACUCCUGCUUCAGGAAAAUGGUGGCUUUUUCAUUAGUCUUGAUUUAUCAACUAAUCAUAGCUACUCAAGCAGCUUUAGUUAUUGAUGUGCAACCCAGUAGAAUUAAGCCUGGACUGACUAAUAGCCUAGUGGUCAACUGCUCCAUCACUGACAACAAAGUCCCACAGAUGCUGCAAAUUUAUUCCCUAGUACUCUCCCGUGUGUCGCCCUCAAGAAACGACUCGUUCGAGGAACUUAUUAUUCUCAAUUACAAUGACAGGAAUAGUUCACUAAAAAGUAGCAACGUCCCUGAAGGAUCUAUCGGAAUCAACGGAGCAUCACACAUCAGUCUCACCUGGCCCAAUCCCAGCUACCGUGACGCCAGCAAGUACAGAUGUGAGGCUCGAGGUUUAAGCACCAACUUUAACAAGAUUUCCGCCACAGCUUACGCCAGUGUGGAGACGGAUGAGCCAUCUAUCAAAAGCGUUGUUGAUGAACUUCUUCUCCUCAGAAAAGAAACUUACUAUACUGUUAAUUCUCUUAAAGAAGUGAAGCAAAAAUACACCUCUCUAAACGAAGAUCUACAGAAAUCAGUUAACAAGCUUAGUACCGAGAAACAACUAUCUAAGAAUUCUCUAUUUCAUGCUUCUAAUCAGUCUCAAGGCAGAAGAUAUUAUCUAUCUAGAAGACAGUUUUCUAAUGAAGUCAAUCAAGCCGAAGCCACGUGUUUGUAUUAUGGCGGUUAUCUGGCAGAGAUCGACACCACAGACGAAUACACCUUUAUUGUUAAUUUCCUAAAAUUACUUUUAGCCAAUGAUUCCAGGAUUGAUUUUGUCCUUACCGGCCUUAUGGACCCAGAAAAUGAUGGAAUCUGGACCCACAUACAUAGUAAAAAAGACUCAAAGUUUCUGCCCUGGGCAAAAGAUGAGCCAAAAAAUCAGGUCAAUAAUAAUUGUCUGUGGUUAGAUAGAGGAAAUAAUUGGCUUUACAGAACCUUUCCUUGUUAUGUAACUGGUGAAAAUUUAAGGUUUCUGUGUGAAAUUCCAGAGGAAGCGCCAAUUGUUCCUAAGUAGUAACAGUAGAGCAUCUACUACCAUACAUUGAUUUAUUUUUUCCCUAUUAUUAAAAGUUAUUAUAAAAGGUUUAUUAUAAGUAUUUUGCUGAUUAAGGGAUUUUGUUAAAUGUCUACAAAGCUGAUAUCAACUCACCUAGUCUAUCAGUAUGUCUGGUAAAAUGUUAGUAUACGGUAUUUCUUCAACACCCAAUCUCGAAUCAAGCUGAAAUUUCGCACAAUUGUUUCUUUAAUAUGUGAACAGAAAAAUCAACAAAAAAAAAAUUAACCAAUUAAUAAUUGACUAUUUGUAAUUAAUUAUUUUCUUGUGUGUAUCUCAAACAAGGGAAAGAAAUUUUCAUUGACUAAUAAAGUGGUAUAAGUUGAA